AGAUACAGUAUGUAGUCCUUUUUCAUUAUUUGAUCUAUCUGUGCAGCCCAAUUAUAUAUCACCUAGGAAAUUUUUUGCAAUAUAAUCAACUUAAUUUGAUAUUACUUGAUAUAUGUACCUACCAUCAUAAAAUAAAGUCUCUGCUUAGAUAUUUAGCUUGCCAUAAAAUAAAACUGCAUCAUGAGUCUUUUUAGUAAAAUGUUUGGUGGGGGCAAGGGAGCCAAGCCGCCCACAGCAGCUGAAGCCAUCCAGAAGCUAAGAGAAACAGAAGAAAUGCUCAUCAAGAAACAGGACUUCUUGGAGAAGAAGAUCCAGGAUGAACUUAAAAUUGCCAAGCAGAAUGGCACCAAGAAUAAAAGAGUUGCCAUUGGAGCAUUGAAACGCAAGAAGCGCUAUGAGAAGCAGCUGCAGCAGAUAGAUGGCACACUGAGCACUAUAGAGAUGCAGAGAGAAGCUCUUGAGUCAGCCAACACCAACACAAAUGUCCUGCAAACCAUGGGAGAAGCAGCCAAGGCACUCAAGAGUGCUCAUCAGGACAUGGAUGUGGACAAGGUCCAUGACAUGAUGGAUGAUAUUGCUGACCAACAGGAUGUUGCUAGAGAGAUAUCUGAAGCCAUAUCCAAUCCUGUUGCCUUUGGACAAGAUGUUGAUGAGGACGACCUGCUAGCAGAGCUUGAAGAGCUGGAACAAGAAGCAUUGGAUGAAAGGCUCCUGGAAACUGGUGGCACUUCUGCUGAUGCCGCUGAGCUGCCUGAUGUGCCGACCGCCACGCCUGCUGUGCCUGCCAAGAAGAAGGUCCAAGAAGAGGAUGACAUGGCUGAACUGGCUGCAUGGGCCUCUUAAGCCAUGUUACUGUGAGUGGCUGCAUGGGCCUCUUAAGCCAUGUUACUACGUGCCUGCCCCUACUGCACGCCUGAGUGAUGCUCCGCCCUGCCUGUCCCUGUCGCUCGUCUUCGUCUCUUCUAGUCUGCCUUCUCUUAUAUUAGAAAUUCGUGUAUUUUGUGAUUCCAGGCAAUAUUCGUGUGUGAUUUUAUGUUUCUUCUUUUUGUUUGUUUUCUUACUCAUUGCAACACCACAGUGCUUUUUAAAACUUCUUGUUUGUAUUAUCAAAACUCCAACUACGAUUUUUUUUAGUUUUUUUUUUUUGUUUCUCUUCUCAUAACUUCUAGAAUGUUGAUUUGACUUGUUGUAGUUGUCUGAAAUGGUGUUUUCUAUUUUAUGUCUGCCUUCAAUGUAGGUUACUUUUGCUGCAGUGAAGAGAACCAUGAACGUUGUGAAGUUUCUUGAGCCUUUUAAAUAAAAGCCUUGAUUAUUUGACUUGGCCGAUAAGUAUUUGACAUUUUUUUUUUUACCGGCAGUCUGUUGCGUGUUGGUUGGUUCGGAUGCUGCUCCUUGGUUUCCACUAGUGCUGUGUGGUGUUCAUAGGUCAGACACUAUGAGAAUUUGCGCCUACUACUAUAAUAGUCUAUAGGCCGGCCUUGGUGUAGCGUAUUGCUGUGUGUCUCAUUAUGCAAGUUGCUAACUCGUCUCUACCGCGUCAUGGGUUGUUAUCGGGCAGUCCUCAUUCUCGCACGCCAGCGUAACAAAUGGAUGAUAUUGUCGCAGAAUUAUAUGUGUGGCUGGUUUAUGUCUCAAAGUAGUUUAUAAUACUUUAACCUAGUAAAUUCAUUCAUCAAAAGAAUGAAUUAUAGCAGUUGUUUCGCCCAAUACGAAUUGUCGCUUACUGGUAUUGCCUUCGCAGAAGAGGAAAGUUGCUAUGUUUGAGUUUUUCUCAACACUCAUGGCUCACGAUAUCACGAUAAAUUGGCUCAGUUUGGUUCCCGUUAACUUGGGGUCUGUUUUCUUGGACCAAGUUGCACAACACUUCCCUGAUAGUAAUUAGUGCUAACUCUUGUGUAUAUCAGGCAUCACUUCUGUACAUCGAGCCUAGCAAUGCCUACCCAGUUGCGGAGUGCCCCGCUCUGCGUCCGGCAUUGUUAAUGGAAUCGAAUUGCAUACCUUGUUGAAGUAUUAAGAACAAUUUUGUAUGGACGAUUUCAAUAAAGUAUGCGCUAGCUUCUGAUAAUGUAAGCAGCAAUUAAUUGCCUACUUGCACGCUUCUUUCGCAGGAACGGGACCUGGUAGAAACAUGAAUCGAAGUACAUUUUGACUAAGGCAUUGCAAUGUCAAUCGAACUGCCCACUCGAUAAUUUAUCCUCGUAUUCUCUCUCGUUCAUUCAAGAAUGAGAUCCUUACAAUAGAAAUAUCAGGUGAUACGUUUGACUGCUACUUGGCCAGGCCUUUCAUGUUAUUCUAAUAAUGAAUUUCGCACGGUUUCGCCCUCCGCCACGCAGGUACGUCGCUUGGAAACCGUCCUCUGUGUGUCGGGAAUCUAAUCAAGGACUCCAGGGAGCGGACUGCUGUCAAUCAAUAAAAAACUGAUGCGUUGGCGAUGCACUUGAAGUGCCAUGCUGUUGUUUAGUCCAUGUCAAUAGCAUUACCCGAUUACAUAUAAGAUAUAUAAACAAUAACUAGAUAUUAUUUGUGACCCAUAUACCUAUUUGCUGCGGUAAAUUUGACAUAAUAUUUUCAUGCUGUGUUAAUAUAGAUUGUUCGUAGAGGUAAUAGCAUAACGCUGAUUAAUACAUCACUUGCAUUCUCUUCUCUACAUUAACACAGUUCAGCCAUGUUCAGCGUGAAGCUGAAACGCGUCUUUAUGGGCGUUAUUUUUUCCCAUAUAACCAUUGAGCCUGUAUAAUUCGUUCACUAACCGGUAUUAUUGUUGGCUUGAUUCGAUAGACAAUAAGGCCGUGCAUUCUACCCAUUCCAUGAAGAAAUUAUCUAUGAAAUUAUGUAUUUCCCUAGCGAUAAUCUGGCUGAAUACAGUAGUAGAUUAUACAUUAUCAGAAUUACGUUAUCAAAUAAAAUUUUCAACAAAAUUCUC
Molecule: messenger RNA, 2923 nt
Organism: Hyalella azteca
Lineage: Eukaryota; Metazoa; Arthropoda; Malacostraca; Amphipoda; Hyalellidae
Gene: shrb
Product: charged multivesicular body protein 4b
Exons: 4
Coding region: 181-843 (220 amino acids)
Biological process (GO): late endosome to vacuole transport via multivesicular body sorting pathway; vesicle budding from membrane
Cellular component (GO): ESCRT III complex; multivesicular body; cytoplasmic side of plasma membrane
Source: RefSeq, a predicted model, not a curated record